Molecule: messenger RNA, 1861 nt
Organism: Lagopus leucura (white-tailed ptarmigan)
Lineage: Eukaryota; Metazoa; Chordata; Aves; Galliformes; Phasianidae
Gene: TOE1
Product: target of EGR1, exonuclease
Exons: 7
Coding region: 8-1603 (531 amino acids)
Biological process (GO): snRNA 3'-end processing
Cellular component (GO): cytoplasm; Cajal body
Molecular function (GO): 3'-5'-RNA exonuclease activity; snRNA binding; metal ion binding
Source: RefSeq, a predicted model, not a curated record
CGCGGCCAUGGCGCGGGGACAGGUGCCGGUGGUGGACGUGCAGAGCGACAACUUCACGGAGCUGUGGCCCUCCAUGGUGCUGGCGCUGCGCACCGCCACCUUCAUCGCCGUGGACACGGAGCUGAGCGGCCUGGGGACCAGGAAGGCGCUGCUGAGCCCGUGCAUCGACGAGCGCUACAAAGCCGUCUGCAACGCUGCCCGGACGCGCUCAGUCCUGUCUCUCGGUGUCGCUUGCUUCAAACAACUCCCGGAGAAGUCCGAGAACACGUUCCUCUGCCAGAUCUACAACCUGACGCUGCUCUGCACGGAGGAUUACGUCGUCGAGCCGCAGUCGGUGCAGUUCCUGGUGCAGCACGGCUUUGACUUCAAUAAGCAGUACUCCCAGGGGAUCCCCUACCACAAGGGCAACGACAAGGGCAAUGAGAGCCAGAUCCAGAGCGUUCGGACUUUUUUCCUGGAACUCAUACGAGCAAAGAAGCCUCUCAUCCUCCAUAACGGCCUGAUUGAUCUUGUCUUCUUGUACCAGUGCUUCUAUGCUCAUCUCCCAGACAGUCUUGGCACCUUCACCUCUGAUCUCUCAGAAAUGUUCCCAGCAGGAAUAUAUGACACUAAAUAUGCUUCAGAGUUUGAGACCCGCUUUGUUGCAUCCUAUUUGGAAUAUGCUUACAAGAAAUGCAAGCGAGAGAACAGCAAGCUGAAGGACUCCAGCAGCCAGCACAUCUCUGUGGAGUUCUGCAACUACCCUGCCAACAUGUCACGCUACAUCGACUAUCGCCACUGCUCUCUGGAAGAAGCAAGCCACAGCGAGGGAGAGGCAAAUAAGGUGCCUGUAUGUGAGAAAUUCUCGGCCUAUGGCUGGUGUCCACAUGGAGUGAAGUGUCCACAGUCUCAUAACAUUGACCUCAUAAUUGAUGAGGAUGAUAAGCUUUGUGAGAAAGUGAAGAAACGGAAACACAGGCGGAAGCGUCGGAAAAAUGCAGAAGAACCUGAAAAGACAUUAGAACAGGAAAGCUCAGGGAAAGAAAUGGAGCUAAUUCAGAAUGGGGAAGAGGAACCACCACGAAAACAGAGCUGCUAUGACACUGAUGGCAGGCCACUAGAGGAGGAAAACUCCACUGCUAUGGAACCAGAGGGCAGCUCAGACACCAGUACACAUGGUGGAAGGCAGGAAGAGGAUCUGAAGAGCACUGAAGAAACUGCUGCAGUGAGCCCUUCUGCCAAGGGAAAUACCCAUGGCAGUGACCAAGUGGAAGGGAAGUCAGAGGUCCUCGCUGGAAUGGUCUCCCCCAGUCACCCAGACAUCCCUGAGACUGAAGCAGCAUGUGCUGCCAGAAAGCAAAAUGCAUCCCAGGGGCCAUGUUCACAAGUGGGAACCCACCGAGCUGGCUUUGAUGCCUUCAUGACUGGCUAUAUCAUGGCUUACGUGUGGAUGCUUAAGAAACGAAAAAGCACAGGCACUGAUGCAGAGCCAUGGUGUCCGGACUGUCAUAAUAAGCUGUACCUCAGUGGGAAAUCAGUGCCACUGCAGAUAGUGAAAAGCUCGUUUUCUAAGUCUUCCACAGCUCACAACCAGAAGAUGAAGUUGGUCUGGGCCACUGGAUAGAGCUACGAGACUCCUCACUGAACUGGGUGUUUUUCCCCCACAGUUAUUAAAGGGGAACAAGUUUCUUGUCCUCCAUUUUAACCUCUGACCAAUUAAAUUGCUCUCAGUUGGAGUUCCUUCUGGUGUUUCUUAGCUGGACUGAAAGCAUGGGUAAGGUUGGAGGGGGGAAACAUGCACUUCUCCAACUGCAUGCAGGGCAGCAAGUUCUGUUGAGUGCUCUAACCUGACAGUGUUUUGAAAUAAAAAACAAAAAACAGA